Messenger RNA from Rotaria socialis, 1035 nucleotides. The record is from the annotation of a GenBank genome assembly. Lineage: Eukaryota; Metazoa; Rotifera; Eurotatoria; Philodinida; Philodinidae.
AUGUCUACGAAAAUUUUAGAUGAAUCGUUUUCAAUCGUUAAUCGAUUGCUCGCUGAAUACUCUACGACUAUUUUCUUUGCUACAACCGCUGUUGUGGCAAUAUGGUUAUUCAAUAAACUGUGGAUUAAUCGUCGGUUAUAUUCGAGUACAAUAUCGAUGAAAGGUAAAACUGUAUUAAUCACAGGUGCAAACGCUGGCAUUGGUUAUGAAACAGCAAAAGAUCUUCUUCAACGAGAUGCACGAGUAAUAAUGGCAUGUCGAAAUUUGAACAGAGGACAACAGUCAUUAAAUCAACUUGUUUCUGAAACUGGAUGUGAUGAAAAUAAUAUUCGCUUGAUGGAAUGUGAUUUAUGCUCAUUAGGCUCGGUUCGAGCUUUUGCUAAGUUAUACAACGAAGAAGAAGAACGAUUAGAUGUCUUAAUUUGUAAUGCUGGUCUCAGUUGGGCAUCGCCAAUGGUGACUGCAGAUGGUUUUAAUUCGAUAAUUCAAGCUAAUUAUCUUGGCCAUUUUCUUCUCACAUAUCUUCUAUUGGAUAAGUUAAAAAAAUGUCGACGAAGUCGUGUUAUUAAUGUUUCAUCGAAGCUACAUAACAAAAUAAAAUCGAUCAAUUGGCUCGAUGUUUUCACGCAGUCUCGAGCUCUUCCUUGGUUCGGUGCUUAUCCAUCAUCGAAACUAUUUCAAAUAUUAUCAACAGUCAAAUUAAGGCAACAACUAUAUGAUGAAGGUAUCGAUGUUUUUACAUUAACUCCCGGUUGGGUAUCGACUUCGCUCAGUAAUCCAACACCACAAGCUAUUGGCUGGCUUGGAUUCAUUUUCUGUUAUCCAUUGGUGCGUUUCUUAAAAUUUUUCAUGGCUAAAACGCCCAAAACUGGUGCUAGCACAGUUAUCUUUUGUGCUGUAGAACCGUCCCUAGAACAGUCAGAAGAUUUAUAUUUUCAAAAUUGUAAAGCUGUAAAACCAUCAUCAUUGGCCAUCAAUCAGUUAUCCGCUGAUCGACUUUGGAAGUUGAGUCGUACAGCGGUCGAACUUCAAUAA